Diatraea saccharalis (sugarcane borer) is the source of this 5323-nucleotide messenger RNA. Lineage: Eukaryota; Metazoa; Arthropoda; Insecta; Lepidoptera; Crambidae. The record is from the annotation of a GenBank genome assembly.
UCAUUGUCUUGUUAUGUCAAUGUCAAUAUCCACUCUAAAAAUUAGCUACUUCUUGACGAUAAAAUUUUAUAAAUUCUCAUUAAACUGUACAUAAAAAGCAAGCAUAAAAUUAAAAUGUAAUAAAUAUUUUUGACUGCAGUUAUUCGCUACGCGUUUUGUUUGUCAAAAUCAUUGCAUAUUUUUGCAAAUAGGUUGUGUUUGGAUUAGUUUGUAUCAACGUUAAAAAUGGCAAAAACUCAAAUAAACAUCAAAUCAAGCAGCUAUAUGAAAGAUAAAGAAGUUUUUAUGAAGGAUUUGAAGCAGUUCAAUGAGUCCAGAAAUAUAUCCUGUAAGCCACCAAUAGUGAACGGCAUAGAAAUUGAUCUUUUUCAUCUAUACUCAUUGGUACAACAGAGAGGUGGACUUAGCAAGGUUAAUCAAUAUGAUACAUGGGAAUCAUUUUUGCGACCAUUAAGGUUACCACAUCCAUGUGUUAAUGGUUCUACAUUAUUACGAAGACUUUAUGGCACAUAUUUAGAAAAAUAUGAGAGAGCAAAAGGUCCCCCCGGCAGAGAUGAUGAUAAUUAUGACUUGGAUGAAGACCCUCGACGGAGCCGCGCCAGCAACAUGCCACGAAUAUCAUUCGGUAGCGGUACUUACAUCUCAGCAAUCGGAUAAUAUUUUAAUAUUGACAGCGUCAGGUGAACCUCUCCGUACUGGCAACCGAGUGGCAGGUCCGUCUGAGAGACUCGCCCUCUCUCUUUUAUCCCCGAUGCCGAAUGAGCAAGAUUUUGCUGUGAACGUGUGCACAGUACUCGCCGCAGACCAUGCGAACAGGCUACCUUUAUCCUCAACACCUCAUAUAUUGGAUUUCUUAUUGGCACAUGCGGGAGUUUACAAUCAUUCGAGUUUGCGCGACACAAUCGGCCGUUCGUAUUUCGAAGCCCGAGGACGAUACCCCGAUGAGUUCUGGCAGAUGAGAGCCGGCGGCGGAGGCGCCAGAGAGUUGGCAGACGAAACAAAGUUCAUGCAACCUGGACUGGAACAGCCUGAGCUGAUGGUGCAAGCUCUUGCCGCACAUAACACGCUCACCGACUGUCUGAUGCAGGACGAUAAAGAAGAGGACUUAUUGGAUAAGGUUUUCAAUGAUGACGUGUUAGAAGAUUGGGUGACAGAACCUUCAGAAGAGAGUCAACUGUUCGCACCAGUGUUGCCUGGUGGCGCGUCAUGUGUGUACACGCAGCGAGUAUUACAGAUUGCGUCUAUAGUUCGCUCGCUCUCAUUCCACGACGAAAACGUACAAUACUUGGCAAAGAACACAACUCUUAUCAGAUUUUUGCUGUUAUGCGCUAACUGCUGGGUGGGAUCGUUACGGCAGUCUGGCCUCGAUACCCUGGGGAAUGUUUCAACGGAACUUAUAAUAAAGGACCCAGCGACGUGCCUGAUAUCAAGACACGUGUUAUCAACGAUACAGUCUGCUCUAGUAUCGCCGGAUCGAGCGAGAGUGCUCGCAGCUUUAGAGUUAUUGAACAAACUUGCACAGAAUGAAGCUAACGAAGAGGCUCUGCUUAAAGCACUGGAAUCAAAGGUUUAUAGUGACGUGUGUGCGUUAUUAACGUUGCGCGAUAUAAUGGUGUUAGUGUGCACGCUAGAGUGUGUGUACGCGCUGACGUCACUGGGCGAUAGAGCGAGCGAGGCGGUCGCCAGGGUGCCCGGUCUCGUUCACACACUCGUCUCGCUAGUUACAGUUGAGGCACAAAGCUAUGGUCCGCGUGCUUGUAUUCUAAUGAGGGUAGUUGAGACAGUCAGUGGACCAAGUGCUUUAGCAGCCGUGGCUGAGAGAGACGCAGCUAACCAGGUACAACAGAAAUCUCAAGAGGCGGUGUCGUCCGCACAAACGUCCUCCCCCGCGAAAGCCCCCUCCCCCGCUCCCGUGCCCGUCCCUGUCCUCGUGCCCACACCCGCUCCCGCCUCCGCUACCGCUUCCACUUCACACGCCACCCCGCCCGUUAACACGCUACAACAGUCGCACUUACAACAGAGAACUGUACAGGAAAACGAACAUUUCGCACAAGCUUGGCUCCGUUCUACAUUCGAACCGUUACCGCCAUCAGAUAAUAGUGCUUACGAUGCUGGCGAAUUGUAUCGUCAAUAUCUAGCGUGUUGCACUAAACUAGGCAGGAAGGGUGUUAUUGCUCCAGCCCAUUUCCCACGGCUGGUGAGGACUGUAUUCGGAGGCACUGUAGGACCGAAUUCCGUCACCACAUCGUCUGGCGAGACUCAGCAAGCAUACGUCGGAAUACGAUCACGAAAUGUGGCAGCUAGACCGAAUCAAACUGCUGGGCCAUCGUCACCGAUAUUGAAAGCACAGCUGACCAACAAACCCGCUUCAGAAGUGAAGCCUGUUGUUUCACAAGCUCAGACAAUUCAAUCAGGGGUAUCGCAUCCGCACCUGUCCCAGGCGUUGGAAACGAACCCGUCGAAUACAACGUUAAUAAAACAUCUCCUCGCACACAAAGUAAGCUCCGCCCCGGUACACCAAGUCGCUCAGCGUCAACAAAGUCAACAACGAGCCGUCCCGGCGCCCAACGCGGUGGUAGUACAAUCAAAUCAGGUGAUGGAAGUGGAUCCAGAAGCGUUAAUAAAAUGUACUACAAUCACACCGUGCGGUAUUGCCAGCAGUACUCCUACCGCGGAAAAGGUUAUUAUAAACGCACCAGAGGAAGCAUUAGUCGUAAAAGAUGAACCGGUUCAAAUUCAAAUAGACGAUCAGGCACAAUUGACCAUUAAAACCGCUCAGAACAAAAUGCUCGCAGAUUUGCUCGAGAAGAAAUCUAACCCCCCUGUUCAAGUAGUUCAAAUGGGCCAAACGAUAAACGCACCGACCAUCCAGAUAACUGAGACCGGUCAAAUAGUCCAAGUGAAACCAGACACUGACCCCGUUAUGCAAAUCAAUCCGGAAUCUAGUCAUCAGUACUUUCAAAUAAAGAACGAUCAGGGUCAAAUGGUUCAUAUAAAGAACGACCAGAUGCAGAUAAAGAACGACCAGUUCAUUCAAUUGAAGGGUGAACUGCAAGGGUCCGUGUUGCAGUUUAAAAAUGAACACGGUCAGAUAGUUCAGGUUAAGAACGAGGGUCAAAUUAAUGUGCAGAGUGGACACCUGAUACAGCAGGCCGUUUUGCAGGCAUUGAAGACGGAGAAAGAGCAGAUUGUGGAUACGGUCAUCACAGACCAUUCUUAUACAGAACCGCCAACCAAGAAAUCUAAACUGGAGGACAAGAGAGAGGUUUCUUCACCUCAAGAAAGCGUUUCUAAAACGGCAGCUAAUCUAUAUGCUGCUCUUGCUGCUUCCGCUUUGGAAGAUGAGGAUCUGAUCCCUCCGAAACCGGAACCGGUUGAUACGAUACCACAACCGGUGCUUGUAUCCGGUGCGGGUGAAGCGUCAGUUAUUAUACAAGAACCUAUUUUGCAGGUCCAGCAGCCAACUAUGCAGGUCCAACAGCCAACUUUACAAGUACAGCAACCAACAUUGCAAGUUCAGGCGCCAACCUUACAGGUACAACAGCCUACAUUGCAGGUUCAGCAACCAAUGCUUCAAGUGCAACCGAUGGACGUGCAGAACAUAAUCGCUUCACAGUCUGGACAGAUCAUACUUCAAGAAAAAACUUUAUCUUCGCAACCUGCACAGUAUGUUCAGCAGCCGAUGCAGAUUAUUGCAACACCUAGUACAUCACAAGGUGGAUUGAGUUAUAUAGCUCAAAACAUACCUGGCAAUAUGAUGCAGAAAACUAUUAUUAUAGUCCAAGGUCCAACGGGAGGUGGGCCUCUCACUCUGACGAACUCGGGCGUGAUACAGUCCACGCAGCGGGUGAUUGUGAGUCAGCCAACGUUAGUGAGCACGGCACAGCCGAUCACUGUGGUCAAAACGGCCAUUGCGCAGAAUACUCCUCAAAUCACACCGAGCCAGCAACCUAUAAUAACCACUCAACCGCAACCACACAAAGCUCAGAUUGUGAAUCAACCGCAGGGUCAACAAAUAGUGGUUACACAGAAACAACCGCCCGCCCUUAUAAGCACAUCGUCUGGCAAUCAAAUCAUAACCGGCAACCAACAAAUCAUUCAGGGCACCCAGCAAAUUAUGCAAGGCAAUCAACAGAUCAUACAAAGCAAUCAACCUGUCAUACAAAGCAAUCAGCAGAUCAUACAAGGCAAUCAACAAAUCAUGCAGGGCAAUCAACAAAUCAUGCAGGGCAAUCAACAGAUCAUUCAGGGCAACCAACAACUUUUACAGGGCAAUCAGCAAAUUAUAGCAGUUUCUAACAACCAGCAGAUAAUAGUGAAUGCACCGAUGAAACCCGGUGUUCACAGAGUUGUGCAGCAGCCGAGAAGUCAAGUUGUAACUAAUGUUCAAUCCACGAUUGUCAGCCAACCUAGUACUGUACAGAGCGAUGUCAAACCUACUGUUAUUCAAACGACUACGAAGCCUCAGCAACAGGUGAUGCGUCAGGUGAUCACGAGACAACCAGUUAUGGUAGGCAAUACCAAGAUCGGUGAGAAAGAGAUGGUCGUCACACAACCUGUACCCGUGACUGAGGUUGCGAAGAUUCCAUCACCUAAGCCUUCAGCCACGCCUCCUCCUCAGCUUCAACAAGUGAGCAGUCAGGAAGACACGCCCUGGAUAUGUCACUGGAGGGGAUGUGGCAAGACGUUCGCAAACUCGACGGAGGUGUUCUCGCACGCGGCUAGAGUACACUGUCCGCCGAGUGCGGCGGGCGAGGCGCCAUGUAUGUGGCUGGACUGUGAUCGAGUGCCGAGGAAGACAUUCGCUCUACUGAACCACCUCACCGACAAACAUUGUACACCUCACGCUUUGAAAGCGAUAUAUAACGCUAGACGUCAUACUGCUGCCGAAGCGGACAGCAACAAGCCAGUAUCUCUAGGUUAUCCGCCUAACGCUGCGCUCGCAGCGCUGAACAAGCACGCUGCUGAUAUGUUCAACCCUAGGGAACUUAUGGACGAGAACGAAGGUCCUGUCACAAAGAGUAUCAGAUUGACUGCUGCUCUCAUAUUGAGGAAUAUUGUCAUAUACUCCAAUACAGGCAGACGGCAACUACGUUCCUACGAGGCGCAUCUCGCAUCAAUCGCUCUGAGCAGUGUGGAAGCUUCUCGAACGAUCGCCCAAGUUCUCUAUGAUAUGAACAAUAUUUGAGAAUCAGUGUGGGGCAGUGCCCCCAAUAAAUCAAAUAAACCUUUAUUUUGAUUUGCAAUCUCAGAUCAUAGAAUGUCACUUAUGAAUAGAUAAAAAUAUAAAGUAUUACAAAUAUUAAUUGACAGUUACUGUUGU